This is a messenger RNA of Eimeria necatrix, 794 nucleotides long. RefSeq lists its product as hypothetical. The annotation marks the transcript as partial. The transcript has a single exon. NCBI's taxonomy places the organism in Eukaryota, Apicomplexa, Conoidasida, Eucoccidiorida, Eimeriidae. The record is from RefSeq and is a predicted model, not a curated record.
AUGAGUGCAGGGAAGAGUGGCUCGGGGAGUGCCACCUCCCCUGCGGCUGUCUCCGAUAGCCCACAGGCGGCUUCUGGGGGUUCGGGCGACCUGGGGAAAGAAGCAGAAGAUGCUCUCCAGGCUCUUUCAUUCAAAGUUGAGGAAAACGUGCAAUCAGAAUAUGAAACAAGCCCCACAACAGGCGCUGGAAUUUUCGGCGGUGCGUUUCCUGCAAAGGCUCAACGAACGUACUUUGCAGCUGCCAUUGCUGGAUUUCUAAUUAUCGUUUUGGCGUGGUCGUUGAGAACAAAAGGCAACAUCGAGCCAAAUAAGAACCAUUUACCUGUUGAAGGAAAUACUGCAGUUCCAAGUCUACCAGGACAGGGUGUUGCAACGGGCGCACCAGAGCAACCACCGGGCCCGCAGCAGCCUCAGCUGCAGCCACAACCCGUCACGAUUCCACAGCCGCCACCAGUUUUUCAGAUUGUGCCGCCUGAGCAACCGCCUCAAGUUGCUCCACCUCCUCCGCCCCCUCAAGAACAGCCGCAAGUAGUGGCAGCGGAGCCAAGCAAGCCAGAGGAGCCAAAAGUUGAGGAGACACCAGUGACGACGAAAGAGAGCCACAAAGAAACGAACCUCGUUGGUGAACAGAAACCUUCACAGACUGAGUGGCCUCCUGCUGCAGGGGGUGGCGAGCCGGGCAACUAUGAACCGGAAGAUGCAGCAGCACCUACCGCAGAUGACCCUGGUGUUGCUGCACAUGAAACAACACGGGAAGAAGAAACUGAAGCACCAGCACAAACAGAAGCAGACUU